GCGCGCGCGGGCGGGCGGAAGGCGGCUCCGGCGGCGGCCGGGGCGGACGGAGGGCGGGUCGGCGCCUUUGUGUGAGCCGAGCCGGGAUGGUGCGGGGCGCCGGGCAGAGCCCCUUGCCCUGCCAGUUUCUGGAUGCCAAGCACCUCCUGCUCAUGAAGCUGAUGAAUGCGUGAAGAAGAAGCUGACCAGGAGAGGGACUCUUAAGCAGCUGCUAAGAUGGGCAUGAGGAUCAAGUUGCACAGCACCAAUCACCCCAACAACCUGCUGAAGGAACUCAACAAGUGCAGGCUCUCCGAGACCAUGUGCGACGUCACCAUUUUGGUGGGCACCCGCUCCUUUGCUGCACAUAAGGCUGUUCUGGCCUGCGCUGCAGGCUACUUCCAGAACCUCUUUCUGAACACGGGGCUGGAUGCUGCUAGGACCUAUGUAGUGGAUUUCAUCACGCCGGCCAACUUUGAGAAGAUCCUCAGUUUUGUGUACACCUCGGAGCUCUUCACAGACCUUAUCAAUGUUGGCGUCAUUUAUGAGGUGGCAGAGCGGCUGGGCAUGGAAGAUCUGCUGAAGGCCUGCCAUUCAACCUUCCCUGACUUGGAGAGCUCAGCCAUCACAAAGCAACCCUCCCUGUCCAUGAGCGAAGGCCGGUCAGGUCCUCUGAGCAGCACCUCCUCGGAGCAGAGCCAUUCUUUGGGUGAAAUCCGGAGUGGCGGGGAACAUUUUGGCCCUGAACGGAAUUACAUCUUGCAUGGGGAAGUGGCAGGCAGCUACAAAGAGGAUGACAGGAAUACCGUGAGUGAAGCCAGCCAGACUCUUCCCCUGAUGCAUCCGCAGCAGCCUCCCAAGACAGAACAGGAAUCGGAUCAAGGGCAGUUCGCUCCUGCCGCAGGUAUGGCGACCCAGCCCAGCCUGGGCGGUGUGAACAUCGUUGUUCAAACCACCGCAAGCUCCUGCCAGCAGUACAAGGUCCAGAGCAAUGGUGACUACGGCAAGGGUGGCUUCUUUACCGCUGAUCCUUCUGUGGACAUCUCCACGGGGAGCAACUCCUGUCCCAGCAACAGUGACCACUCCAAAGAGCAAGGUUUUGGGCAGAUGGAUGAGCUUCAGCUGGAGGAUUUGGGCGAGGACGAACUGCAUUUCGAAGAUGCCAGUGAAGAACUGGGCCCAUCAGAAGAAGUUAUUGAGCUGAGUGAUGACAGUGAAGAAGAGCUGGCUUUUGAGAACGACAGCCGGGAUAGCAAGGCAAUGCCCUGCCAGGUGUGCAAGAAGGUCCUGGAGCCCAACAUCCAGCUGAUCCGCCAGCACGCAAGAGAUCACGUUGAUCUGCUCACCGGGAACUGCAAAGUCUGUGAAACCCACUUCCAGGACCGGAACUCCAGGGUCACUCAUGUUUUGUCCCACAUCGGCAUCUUUCUCUUCUCUUGCGACAUGUGCGAGACCAAGUUCUUCACCCAGUGGCAGCUGACCCUCCACCGACGAGAAGGGGUCUUUGACAACAACAUCAUCGUCCACCCCAGUGACCCGCUGCCGGGGAAAAUCACCAUGUUUGGGGGAGGGCCUGGCUCAGAGCUGGCGUGCGCUGCCUGCGGGAAGCCUUUGGCCAAAGAUUUCCACACCGUCCGCAACCAUAUCCUGGACCACGUGAACUUGAAAAGCCAGACGUGCGGUGUGUGUGACCAGAGGCACCUCAGUCUCUGCAGCCUGAUGUGGCACACCCUGUCUCACUUGGGGAUCUCGGUCUUCUCCUGCUCUGUUUGUGCCAACAGCUUUGUGGAUCGGCACCUCCUGGAGAAGCACUUGGCCGUUCACCAGAACAUGGAGGAGGCUCUCUUCCGCUGCCACUUCUGUGGCCAGAGCUUCAAGCUGGAAGCGGCGUAUCGUUACCACGUCAGCCAGCACAAGUGCGGGGGCAGCCUGGACAUCCGACCCAGCUUUCGAGACCGUCUCCAGCAUCAGGGCCUGCAGAAGAGGAAGCUGCCGGAGGAGUUCCUGAGCGAAGACUUGGCGCUGCAAAACCAGCCAGGCAACAGCAAGUACAGCUGCAAGGUCUGCGGGAAGCGGUUUGCUCACACCAGUGAAUUCAACUACCACAGAAGGAUCCACACCGGAGAAAAGCCCUACCAGUGCAAGGUGUGCCACAAGUUCUUCCGCGGCCGCUCCACCAUUAAGUGCCACCUGCGGACGCACUCGGGAGCCCUCAUGUACCGCUGUACUGUGUGCGGGCAUUACAGCUCCACGCUCAACCUCAUGAGCAAGCACAUAGGCGUGCACAAAGGCAGCCUCCCCCCAGACUUCACCAUCGAACAGACUUUCAUGUAUAUCAUCCAUUCCAAAGAUGCGGAGAAAAACACGGACAGCUGAUGGGGUGAGGCAGGGCAGGACCAGCAAAGGAGCAAAUGCUAAUUACAGAAGCUGUGGAAAAAAAUGUCAUUUAUUUUAUUUAAUGGUCAGGCAUCAUGGAUGGAAUCCUCCUUUUCUAUUUUUUUAAAUUUUUUUUUGGCCUUGCUAGGGCUUUUUAGAUUGGUGGCAUUGUACAAAUUAACAGCACGUAAGCUACAUCACUGUUUCCAAGAAGUCUGUCGUGUUUACUUACCUCUGGUCCUGUUAGAGGCCAUCGAGUUCUGUGUUUUUAGCAUUUCUCACUAGGUUUUGAAUCUAGAUUUUUUUUUUUUUAGCCUUUUAGCCCACUUGACUAGGCUAACCCUCAGUUUGAGCUUGUCCACAAACUGAUGCUGCUAAGAUUUUUCACACCUGACCUCAGUAGAGAGGGACAGAGCCAGAGCAGGAUGGUGCUGGACUCAAAGAAAAGGAAAAACAAAAAAAAAAGAAAAAAGGAAUAACAGACUCAUUCUGGGCAUCACUGGGGUUCUGCUGCUAUUGCAAGGAGAUAAGCAAAGUCCAUGUCACAGAAUCAGCCUUGGAAGUCGUUGCUCCGUUGCAGGGGAGGUGAGCAAGCAGCAUGUGAGUGUGCACAUGCAAAUGAGGAGGGAUACCUGGCAGUAAAUGAGUAGGAGGGUGAUUGUCGCUCGCAAGGGCAGUUCCCAGGCAGUGCCGCUGGUCUCUGGGAGCCCUGCCUGAGCU
Harpia harpyja (harpy eagle) is the source of this 3075-nucleotide messenger RNA. It is a transcript of the gene ZBTB39, whose product is annotated as zinc finger and BTB domain containing 39. Gene Ontology annotation, molecular function: RNA polymerase II cis-regulatory region sequence-specific DNA binding; protein binding; DNA-binding transcription factor activity, RNA polymerase II-specific. Bases 217 to 2355 code for a protein of 712 amino acids. The record is from RefSeq and is a predicted model, not a curated record. The transcript has 2 exons. Lineage: Eukaryota; Metazoa; Chordata; Aves; Accipitriformes; Accipitridae. Gene Ontology annotation, biological process: regulation of transcription by RNA polymerase II. Gene Ontology annotation, cellular component: nucleus.